CACUUAAGUUACCUGGUUGUGACGUUGCUUUUUUCUAAUAUCAGGAGCAGGGUCAUAAUGUUUGCCGAUUGUUUGUUUUGCCGAUUUCGUGCAGUUUACAGCACAACAGCUCCUUGUCAUUUUCUUUCUCCGUUGACUCCGCUAGUAAACAAAUAAGAAUUGUCACGCUUUCUGCCCCAAGGUUGCGCGUGCAUACUUGUGAUGACGUUGCACAGAAACCCGUCUAUAGCCCGGAAAAAAACUAACUAAAGCAAACAUCAAGACAAACAAACAAAAACCAAACACCAGCAACAAAACAAUCAAAAAAGAAAAGAAAAAAAGUAAGAAAAUAAAUACCAGGUAAGAAGUAAGAGAAAAGAUGAGUCGUCCAGACGAUCAACGAUCCUUAUAAUAUUUGUCCAACAUGGAGUGUGUUUUCAGAACCUUCUUGCUCUUAAGUCCAUUAAUAACAGUGCAAUAUUGCGUCAGUUCAUUUAGAAAGUGGUCAAAGCUGGUUUAGAGUCAGUCCAUUUUUUCCUGUGUAUGUGACAUUUCCCAAGAAAAAGAAGUAACUAUACAAAAAAACCCCACAAAAUCUUUCUCGUUCUUCUUCUUCUUCUUCUUUUUGUUUUAUGGCGGUUGGCAACCAGCUUUUGGCGCAUUACCGCCACAUCUUUCGCUUUCUAUUUUGCACUUUCAAUUUCCGCGCUUGUUACCAACGUCACUUCCCCCGCACGUUGAUUACCUCACUUCCUGUUGGUGCAGACAUAGGAAGAAGAAGAGAGGAGGUUCCCCUCUCAUAUCAACAGAAGGAGAUGCCUGACAGCUACAUCACCUGCAACACCAACACCUGUUUUUGACUCUGUGGUGUACCUACAAGUUUUACGUCUCUACAAGACUUGAAAAAUAAAUUCUUUCUUGGAUAAGAAGCUAUCCUUAGCAACAAACCAAACGGUAAGAAAGCGAAACUAUCGCGCUAACGUUAGCUCGAAAUGGCGCUAAUGCGUUAAAUAGCUUUAACCCAAACUAACCUCAAAGCGUCUGGGUUUUAUUUAGAUCUUAUCACGGCUACUUAAGUGGAUAAAGGUAGAUUAAUGGAUUACUGACCGCUGCAAAUGCUCAUGAAUGUUGGUUUGACACAAUGAAUCAAAUUACUCCUGUUACCUUGUUAUUAGCUUGGGUGGUAAUGCUUUAAUUUACCAUCGUUGAUACAGAUAUAAAAGAAACUCAUGUCAGGACAUGUGAGGAGCAGCCUGGGCAGCUCUCAGCUGGCAAAGCUAAAUAAGCACAGUCAAUAUUUCCUACCCACAGAGUCAGAAGACACAAAGUUAUUAUUAUAUGAUAGUGUCACGAGAAUCUUUCCUAUUUUGAUAUCUGCAUGGUUCUAACUAAAUGAGCCACUAUUUUUGGAAAAGAUUCUUGAAUGAACUAUUGUUUUGCAGGUGGUUUAUUGUUGCAGUAGGUAUGCAGUGUAACCUGUUCAACUGGACUGAGAAAGAAAAUGAAAUUAGAAUACAGGGAUCUCUUAUGUUGGCAUGUUUUUGCCCUUAGUGACCUCUCUCUGUGGCUAGUAACAAGUAGCUUUGUGUUGCUGAACAAAUCAUUCCACACAGCCAAAUGAACGGAGCAGCAUUCCCCUCCCCCACGGCAGAGAUGGCCGAGAUGAACCGAAUCCAGUACGAGCUGGAGUACACCGAAGGGAUCAGUCAGAGGAUGCGCAUCCCUGAAAUGCUCAAAGUUGCCCCUCAGUCCCACGAGGAUCACAGUCUUGGUACUCAAGAAGUACCCCAUAGUGUCAUCAUGCAGGUCCCAGAGAGGAUUGUGGUUGCAGGUCAGUACUGUUCACCUUUUCUUUCCAUGUUUAGGCUGUGUUUACUGUGGAGAAUCUUUGAGUAGAAAUUUGGAGUUGGUGUCUGUCAGCUGAUUCUGGCCAAUACACGACUUUUUUAUAACCCUUGACCUAGAUAUACUGCUAUCAGUGGUUCAGGACUUUGUCCAGACAUUUUUUGAUUAGCAUUUAAAGGGAUGUUCCAGCGUAAAGUUCCCAGCCACAGCACUAGCCACCAAACAUCUUUUUAACUUUGCCCAAUUUCUUUAGCAAAGAGACUAAACACAACUCACUCUCUCUUCCAGCAGCCACUUGUUUGUAGCGAGACCUCAAACGAGUCCAAACUGACUGCAGCGGGGUGACGCAGCUCAAGGAAGAACAUUUAUGAUUAUUACUUCAUGGAAAUGAUAAAGAAAUUAUCAUAAAUGUUCUUCCUUGAACUGCGUCACCCCACUGUAGUCUGUCAUGGACUGGCCCAAACAAACGGCUGCUGGAAGAGAGUAGGUAAGUUGUGUUUAGUCUCUUUGCUAAGGAAAUUAGGCAAAGCUAAUAAGAUGUUUGGUGGCUAGUGCUAUGGCUGGGACCCUAUAUGUACUGUUGAUGGAGUUAGGUGCUGUUCUGAGCUUUAUUUGUGGCUAUAGACCGCUGUACAUCGCUAUCAUGCAGCUAUUAAUAAAGUUGGUAUAACUAGAGAAGCAAGCGGUCAGCAACAUUCAUCUCUCGAGGGGGUGUCUAACUCUGUGUUACGGUGUGUUUGACCCUAACUUAAUCUUAUGCUGGAAUAUCCCUUUAAAUCAUGUCAAUAAUUUUAAAAUGGUUUGUAUAAGUUUUUAAAACAAUAUAAAAGAAUCUAUGCAUCUCUGAUACAUAUAGCGAUAAACAAUAAUAGCCAUUGUUUUCCUUAUGAUGUUUUUUCACAGGUUAUAAGUUUCAAAUGGAAGUCACCAUACUUGAAAAACUGAAAUUCAUACUUUUCCUUUUUAGGGGACAAUAAUGACCUCCAGUUCCCCAGACCUAGAGAUCUAGACCUCAUCCAGUCCACACCUCUGGAUCAUUUGUCACUGAAGACUCCUCCCAGAGUCCUCACCCUCAGUGAGAGGCCACUGGAUUUCGCAGAGGAGGAGCAGCGGUCAGCUCAGGAUAGUGAGGAAGGGGUAAGUGAUGGAUCACAACUUGUCAAUCUGUAAGGAAUACUGAAUAUAUUUCUUUAAGAAUUCUAGUCUGCUGUGAUUCUCUUGUGUUGUGUUGUUUGUGUCAUUUAUCGUACACAUUUGUUAUUCUGUAUGGCUGCUGCCUUGGCUAGCCCUCUUUGGCUAAAAAAAUGAAUAAAUAAAAGGACAUUUUAUCUGGUCAUUAACCACCUCCCAAAGUUAACCUGAAUAAUACACUUGUAUAUAUGUAUAUUUUUUUUAAGCUGCGGCCUCAAGGAAGAUUACGACGGGAGCGCUCAGCCAGUGAGAAUGCUGCUCGUCAAAACAGUCAACUGCUUCGUAAUGAUUCAGCGUGAGUAUUAUCCUUGAUGUGCAAUCCUAAGCAUGGAACAAGCUUCUUCUUGUCCCCUUUAUGCAUGCACUUGCAUGUUGCAUGUGUCUUUUUGGUUCUUUAUUUCCCUCCACCUUUUACCUUUGUCUGUGUGGGGCUGCUGGUGGUCUACCUUGAAAGCAUGAUGAGCUGUUUAGUUGCUUGCAAGAAGUAUCCUGCUUUCAGUUUUUAAGCAGAAGUCAGUUGUAUUUUUUUCUGCGGAUACUUUUCAAUGAGCACUAUGAUUUUGAGCUUUUACACUAAUCAUUUAAUUUGAUGUUGCUCUAAUUUAAGUUUGCUCAGUUGCUUUAUAUUCCUACGUAUUAAAAAAUACGCCAUAUCAACACUUUAUCAGGGCCAUUUAAAUACCUUUGUCCUGAUCACGUUGCUCCAUAUAAUUGCAUGUGAUGUCCCAGUGACGUUAACUAGGUCACCACCCUCUUUAUACAACAAGACUGAGCAAAAUUGCAAAUCUGUCCUGACUGAUCUGAAUUGGAAUUUUUUGCUUGUCAGUGCCUUUUUACUUUUUUUAUAUAUGUAUUUCAUGAUAGUACAGCGUUGUUCUUGGCCAGCAGGUUAAACAUUUUGCUGUUAUUACAACUUAAGUUUUUAUUGCGUCCACUUUGUUGCAGCGUAGAGCAAAAUAACCAGAACUGAGGACAGCUCCUUUUCCUUAUUUCUCUCCCUUUCCCUCAUCCGUCUUUCUUUCCUCUUUUUCUUCCUUUGUCCUUUCCCUCCCUCUCUGAUUGGCUGCUCUUAAUGGUGGGCACUGAGCAGUGCGACUCCAUCUCCCCCAGCCACUGGCCACCCUUGCCCCCCUCUCACUGUGACUGAAGAAGAACACAACCUGUACAGCGCUAGUGGUGUUCUGUCUUUCCUCCAGUCCACUACACGUCGGGCCUACCAGCAGGUCCUGGAGGUCUUGGAUGAGAACCCUCGCAGGUGACCUUCCAAUCGCCCAGGCAUUACUUUACUUUAAAAGAAACAUUGGUGUACAAGCCAUUGUUCAAAGAGAGCUGUGUCACAUAUCUUUAGUUUUCAGGGACCAUGAAAAAAUAUUACACACAAUUUAUUUUGCGAAAAUAGUUUUUCUGAAAUGUUUAGUGUUUGGUUAAUUCAUUCUGAGUGUUAGCUUGUAUGCUCAGGCAAUACUUGACCAUUCUCUAACAGACUGCUUUUAACAUUCAGUAACAAUAUUAAUACAGCAUCUUUACAAACAUUCAAAGUGUUGCUGUUUCAAAUCUGUGGCAUCACGUCAACUGCUGCCUAGUUUCUGCUAGCUAUGUAACCAGCUUCUGAAUGGGAUGUCCCUGAAAGAUUAGCCUGUUCAUUCCUAGCACAACAACAACAAAACUUGCCAUAUGUGUGCAUGUAUGCAACACAAAAUAUGUUUCUCUAUCUUUCUCGUUUUCCCCUUUUUUUCCCCACCCUGUCUUCCCCCACCUGUGUAGCAAACCAUCACUGCGAGGGGGGUCGGCUUCAAGCUCCAACCCCCUGCAUGAACCCAGGUAACCUCACCUGGCUAUCUUCAUUCUGAUCCUUUUUGUCCUUUUCCACAUCCUUUCCUUUCUUCCAUAUGUUCACUAUAGGUCAAGACUGUAAGUCAUGCUUGAAAAAUAAUCUUUAAGAGUGAGGUUAUGAUCAACGCUGUGUGAUAAACCAUCUCAAAUAAUACAGUCUCAAGUGUUGGAAGUGUUAUUCUUAAAACCAUUAUUCUGUCUUUCAGGCUUGCAUUGUCAGCAUAUGAAGCGUCACUGGACGGGGGGUCUGAUGACAUGACCGUGGUUGAUGCAACAACUCUUAGACGUCAGGUGAGGUCUUAUGUUGCGUUCCAGUUACCUGGGAAGUCGGAGCUGGGAGUGAUGUCACACCCAAGCAGUGUUGUUUUUCGUUGACAAUGACGUUGACGGAAAUAUUUCGUCAACGUCAUCGUCAACGAAAACAGCAUUGCAGUAUAUAUCUUUAACGUUUGACUGACGAAAUGCUCAUGAAAUUUGCAACUCUGUUCGUCAUCCACCACUAGUGUUUUCAUCUAGUCUUGUCUCGUCAACGUAAACGCGUCGUGGAAAAAAAGGGGGAAACAACCAGUGUUGUUUUCGUUGACGAUGACGUUGACGAAAUAUUUCCAUCAACGUCAUCGUCAACGAAAACAACACUACACCCGAGUUGACGGCGUUCCAGUUAACAAAUCAGAAAACCAAGAUGGAUGCCUACAGUUACCCGUUGUUAGCUGUUGUUUACAAUUGUCAGCUGUCGUUAGCCGUUGUCAGUUGUGGUUACCGGUUCUCAGCUGUCGUUAGUUGUUGUUAGCGAUACCAGUCAGUUGUAAACAACGCAUAACACAGUAUUUUACUCUAACAAACACUAUAGCACCGUGUUCACAGUUAUAUCUUUGGCAGUACAACAUCUACCACUUAUUGAAUUUCACCAAAACAAAACAGAAGUGCGAAUAAAUAAUACAUUACGAGAGCUUUCACUGUUACUCUUUGCUGUUGAUGCACUGCACUGCCAUCUUGGAUUAUGACUUUGUCAUCAAGUCGGGGUUGGUGAGGAUCUUCCAACUUUCUGAGUCGGAGCUCAGAAAUUCCGACUUCCGAGUACAACUGGAACUCAGCACCAUUCAAUGCUCUGUCUCCUUCUUUUUGUAAAGAAAUCUAAUCAUGGAAUCCCGAGUCAAAAACUAACAUUUUCUUUUUACGUUCAGCUCAUCAAGUUAAACCGGAGACUCCAACAUUUGGAAGAGGAGAACAAGGAGCGAGCAAAGCGCGAGAUGAUCCUCUACUCUGUCACCGUAGCAUUCUGGCUCGUCAACACCUGGGUGUGGUUGCGACGUUAGAGCCAGCCUGUAUCUCUGCCAUCACAAUGACAGAAGAACGUACUAUUCCCUUAUUUUAUGUGUCAAAUGUUAGCUUUCCGCUGCACUCAGCUCCUGUGUGAGAGAGACCUUAAGAGACAUGCACUCGUCUGUUGCACACAGGGCUAUUUUUAUUUAAAACAUGUACAGUUUUAUUUUUUUACUCUUAUUUUGUUCUGUUUCAUGUUCUCAUACAUUGGUUUUAGUAGAAACUUUCUCGCUCACUGCUAAGCAUGACUUGUUGUAAAUAUUUGUUCAUUUCACCCCAAAUAUACAGUAUAGCAUAAUUUACCAUUAAAGGAAAUCUGCAAUGUGACAUGUUGACUAUUUAUUGCAGAGAGAGUGAUAUGUGAAUUGAACUGGGACAUGUAAUAUUUAGUAAAAUUAUACAUAAUUACCUGUUG
Messenger RNA from Xyrichtys novacula (pearly razorfish), 6586 nucleotides. The record is from the annotation of a GenBank genome assembly. Lineage: Eukaryota; Metazoa; Chordata; Actinopteri; Labriformes; Labridae.